Molecule: messenger RNA, 1694 nt
Organism: Daphnia magna
Lineage: Eukaryota; Metazoa; Arthropoda; Branchiopoda; Diplostraca; Daphniidae
Product: actin-binding Rho-activating protein
Exons: 5
Coding region: 408-980 (190 amino acids)
Biological process (GO): positive regulation of Rho protein signal transduction
Molecular function (GO): actin binding
Source: RefSeq, a predicted model, not a curated record
CCGACCGUGUUGUGAAAAGCAGCAACGUGAGUGGAAGGGCAAGAAAGAAAGAAAAAAGCUGACGGCUGCCGUGCUGUUCUUUUUCGUUGCCUCGAUAAACUGCCAAAGUGGAUCAGUAAGUCGUCGGAUCCGAAACCAUUCGGAGCGCAUACGCAGGAAAAGACACAACAACAACAACCAGAAACAACAAAAAAAAUCGAUUGCUAAUCUACAAAAUCCAAUUGGUUGAUUCUUUAACUUCGGGAAAAAGGCGAAACAAAAUUUUUUUUUUCUCUUUCGGUUUGUUUCAAUUUUUCUAGUGGCCGUGUGUUUUUCUACGUGUCCUCCUCCCCAGUGUUUUAUCGAGUGAAAUAAUUAAACGGAGCAAAACGUUCAAAACGCAGAGAAAACAAACGAAAAACGGUGAGAUGUCGGUACGUAGGAAAUCAGCUGAUGUAGGGCCAGUGGCGCCGGCAGUUCCACGACAGCGACGCGGUUCCGAUCUAUCCGACAAGGUGGCCAUGUUCAAUAAAAAGUUCCACGAACAUCACGAGAAACAGCUGUCCAAUCCGUUCUCGGACGUCGAACGGCCCGAAGGCUACCAGAUCGCCAAACUGGACGUCAACGACCCCAAUUACGGCCGACCACCAGCCGGAUCCAUGACGGAAUUGAGAGGUAAAAAAGCCAACCAACACAUGAGGAAAGAAUGGCGGACACUGUGCGAAACGAUUUACGAUUGCGGCUACAGGUUUCCCGACGGUACGGCCAUCAUCCGCUUCGGUGAUCUCUUUAACAUCUACAACACGAUCUCGGACAAGUGCGUGGGCAACCUGCUGAGUGCACGCAAACACGGAUUCGUUUCCUUCCAAGGCGAAAUGCUUUACCAGAGGCGCGACGAAGACACGGAAAUCACAUUAGCCAAACCCAUCGAGGAGAUUGUGAAAUUACUGCCCAUUGUGUUCGAUCCCAAUCAACACCUGUUGGAUAACCUGCAAGAAUAACAAUCACAUGAUCAAUCUUUAUGGCCGGGGCAUAAACAGAUAAAAACAACUGGGGCAUUAUCAUUUCUAUACAUCUACUAUUUUAUAGUUUACACGUACGAUGAUACAUUAAGUAAAAAGGCCAAGUAAAGAAGAGAAUUUCAUUGAUUAUUAAACAAUAAAAAGAGGGGACGGACGGAUCAAUUGGGAGCAAUUGGGCGCGGGGAUUGCAAGUUAAAACAAUGAAUGAGAUAUAAUUCAAUGUGCCUGCUAUUUGCAAUUUAUUAUUUUUUUUUCUUUUUCCUUGCUUUUAUUGGGGUUUGUCUGCAAGUCUUUGGCGAAGGAAACAAAAUGUUUAACAAUCUUCUUUUCGAUAUUGUCAAAAUGCUGUUGAAAUUGUUAGGCAAAUCAUUUAUCCCCCCCCCCUCUGCCAAUCAAUUAAAAUGUUGCUGCCUUCCCAGACAUCCUCCAAUGAUUACGUCUCGAUAAUAUUUAAACAAAACAAAACAAAAAAAGUCCCUCCAACAGUCGUGUGCAGCAUGAAAGUCUCAUCCGCAAUGCUAAUAAUAAUAUAUUUUCCUGUAUACUUUGAUGCAAUCAUUAGGGCGCAUGGUGUCACAAAACACAACAAGCAAAAUAAAACAAGAAUGUGUGUAUAAAAAUUUUCAAAAGCCAAAUUCUUUGGGGGAAAAAAAAAAGACGACAUUGGGAAAUAAAAAUUAAAAAACAAAAAAA